This is a messenger RNA of Sinocyclocheilus anshuiensis, 705 nucleotides long. It is a transcript of the gene ripply3, whose product is annotated as ripply transcriptional repressor 3. The transcript has 4 exons. The record is from RefSeq and is a predicted model, not a curated record. Gene Ontology annotation, cellular component: nucleus. Bases 21 to 335 code for a protein of 104 amino acids. Lineage: Eukaryota; Metazoa; Chordata; Actinopteri; Cypriniformes; Cyprinidae. Gene Ontology annotation, biological process: embryonic pattern specification; negative regulation of transcription by RNA polymerase II.
CUCAGCGCUCAGUGUGAAAGAUGCUGCCGCUGGGUUCAGACGCGGGUCAGAUGCUCGGUUGUCCUGUGAUGUGGAGACCGUGGGAUCUUUCAACAAGAGAGACGCAAUUAAAUAAAGUGGUUUCUGGAGGUUUGAGGCGGGUUCAGGCUUCUGAAGAUGUGUUCCAUCAUCCUGUGAGGUUGUUUCUGCCCAGAUCCAGGAUGCAGGAGUAUCUGUCUCAUCUGGGCCGGACGGUUUUGGCCAGUUUCCCCGUUCAGGCCACACUGCACUUUUACAACGACGAAGACUCCAGCUCUGAGGAGGAAGAGGAGGAGGAUGAAACGGACACUUACUAACAUCAUCAGAUCCGCACGUCUAUAACGAGAACUCACUAGCGAGCUGAGAGUGAACCGUGCGACCGUCAGGAAGCAGAACACUGUUUAGGAAACAAGCCGUGUGAAUGGAGAUGGGAAACACAGCGGUGUGGAUCCACAGGAACAGGAUUAUCACCUGAGACGAGCAGAAAUCCAGCGCCACGGGUCACGCCAUCAAACACAAACAGACCUUUGAUCUGAGGAAGAUCCUUCACGUCGGCCCACCUCUGGGACCGUCUUUAAAGGGAUAGUUCACCGAAAAUGAAAAUUGUCAUUUACUUACCCUCAAGAUGCUCCAAAAAUGAGUUUCUUGUUAUAUUUUGAAGAAUGUUGGGAACCAAGCAGUAGAUGG